AGGGCUCGGAUUCCGCGCGGCCUUAAACGGCGGACGCAAUGAAGCUGACUUUGUGCCUCGCGGCCCUUUGCAUCGGAUCCGCCACCCGGAUCCGAACGGGGCGAUGGGCCUGCGAUGGGGCGGGCUGCCAGUGCAGGUGCGCUGCGCUGGCCCAGAUGGAGACUCCCUCCGCCGAUGACUUGGUGCUGCCGCCCGAAGUGCCCCCACCGCUGCCACCGAUGCCUCCACGGGCACUGCCACCCAUACCUAGCUACACGCAGAUGACGGAGGAGGACUUGCCCACCUUGGGGCCGCCGCCGCCUAGCACUACCCUGGCCACCACCUUGGCACCUCCGCCGCCGGGGUUUGCAGCGGCCUUGCCAGGGGCGCAUCAGGACUUUCAGGCGGAUCCCAUGAAUGGCGGCUUCGUGCAGCAGGGGGACCUGGACGACCACUACUACCAGUACGUGCCAGGCAGCGGUUACUUCCGCAUGGAGUCCACGGAUAGCUCGAAGGUCCAAGUGGCCAAGACCGUGGCCUCCAGCACUGCCGGCCGGGCCUCCACCAAGGGCUGCGAAUGCAUGAAGGCGUGGAGCUACAACGGGAACCUCUGCUCCAACUACUGCUGCAACCCAGACAACGAUGCCUCUGGCGCCUGGUGCUUUGUGAAGGACAUGAAUUGUCAGCAAGACAGCUGGGGGCCAUGCACGCCGGUGCCAGGGAUGCCGGCCCUGCUGUCGGUGAAUCGAACAGCGGCGUCUCUGCCGACCCGGCAGGACACGCAACGACACCUGCGCGCAAGCCUGCUGCAGAGCAAGCGCAAGGUUGGCAGUGAGUGCGCGUGCUAGACAUCACAAAGUCCAUGCGUUUGGCGGUGAGAAACGCGCCGGCUCUUGCAUCCCCAUGAUGGCAUGUUGUGCCCGAAUCCGGGCCAAUGAGUGAGGCA
Messenger RNA from Effrenium voratum, 925 nucleotides. NCBI's taxonomy places the organism in Eukaryota, Dinophyceae, Suessiales, Symbiodiniaceae. The record is from the annotation of a GenBank genome assembly.